Molecule: messenger RNA, 2295 nt
Organism: Micropterus salmoides (largemouth bass)
Lineage: Eukaryota; Metazoa; Chordata; Actinopteri; Centrarchiformes; Centrarchidae
Gene: fam8a1a
Product: family with sequence similarity 8 member A1a
Exons: 5
Coding region: 272-1225 (317 amino acids)
Source: RefSeq, a predicted model, not a curated record
CUGUUUUCUGCUGCACACAUAAGGUAGACAUUGUAAUUCUAAAUUAUACAAUAUUGUUUAAUUUAAAUAGCCGACAUAUUCUACAAUGGCAUCACUCGGGAAAAUAACGUGUAACGCUGAGCGAUGUCGGAAAUCCCUGUAUUGACAAACACACUUAACUGGCGCGGUGCAAGUAGCCUACUGUGAGCUAAUGAGCGGAGCAGGAGAAAUAUUAAAGACGUUUGAAAAUAGUUUAGUGCCAAAUUAGGCAAGACUGGGAAGUGGGUCAGACAUGUUUGCGACUACGAAGAGUGAGAACCGCCGUGACGGCCCUGAAAGUGAUGCUAAGCCUCCUCAGACCACUGCAACAACGGAAUACUGUGCAAAGUUGCAGCAGUGGAUGUGGCAGUAUUACUGGGGGUAUGCAAGCUGGCAGAGCUGGGUGACUCUGUCAGCUUUCCCUUUCCCUCCUCCGUGCAGUUUCCCCCUGCCGGGGACAAGCACCCAGACACCAGGGACACCUGCCUCGACGUCCGGCGGCGAGCAGCACGCUUUUGACACGGGAAACUGGUACAGCUACCCUUAUCCCCUCAGUUUUCCUGCAUCCUCUAAUCAUCCGGGUGGUGCCCAGACCGAGCAGCGAUCAGCCACGACCCCGACACCAGCUACUGAUGCCCGGCCUGCCCAGCAGCAGAAUGGAAAUGCACCUCAGGCAGGACAGGAGUACACCAUCCCCUCUCCUCUCCAGAGGUUCCUAGCUGAGACAGUAGACUUCUUCAUCCUGUUUUGUGUGAAGGCCACCAUCGUGCUGUGGAUCAUGCAUCUGAGUGGUAUGAAGGACAUUGCCAAAUUUAUUACCCACUUCAUUGUGGAGGAGAUCGAUGAAAACACGUCCAUGGAGGACCUACAGAAGAUGAUGGCUGUAGCUCUGGUCUACAGGGUGUUCGUGUGUGUCUAUGAGAUAAUCUGUAUUUGGGGUGCUGGUGGUGCCACACCAGGGAAGUUCCUGCUUGGCCUGCGGGUGGUGACAUGUGAUACGUCCACUCUGGUUCGACCCAACCGAGUCCUUGUAGUUCCGGCAUCCAACGUUUCCCUCUCUGCCUCUACAGUGCGGGCACUUAAUAAGAACUUCUCCAUUGCCUUCCUCUUUCCCGUCUUCAUCACUCUCCUCUUCUUCCAGCACAACAGGACUGUGUAUGACAUUGUGGCAGGGACCAUUGUUGUCCAGCGCAGAGGAGGCAGAUAGUCUCUCCUCCAGCAGCAGACUCUCGUAUACUUGGCAAGGUAACGACAAAGUGCUACAGGCCCGUGUGUGCCAAGGACAUCUUGAAAUCGGUCACAAAUGAACUAACGUUGAAAAAAGCAAGGCAUUGAUUCACUGGAUCACACAAGCUUACUUAAACUGCACUUUAAAAUCGGAUGCAUUGAGCUUGGUACUUUGGAAUCCAAAGAAUCCAGCUUUACAUCUUUUGGUGUAAAUUUUGUUUUUACCACUGAAUCACUUCAGUUCAAUUUUAUUUAUAUAGCACAAUUCAUAACAAAUGUUAUCUCAUUGCACUUUUCAUAUAAAGCAGGGCUUGACUGUACUCUUUUGUAAUAUUAUUAACCCAUCAAUUCCCACCAUGAGUAAGCACUUGGCAACACAGGCUAGGAAAAACUCCCGUUUCAACCAAUAAGCUGUAAGGAAACCCUCUAAAGUAUUGUGAUUUUUGAUCACCUUGAUUUUUGACCCUUUUCAGCAGAACAGAGUAUGUUAAGCUCUCAAGAUAUCUUGAUACUUUUCCUCAUAUGAUGUGAAUCUUAAUAUAUUUCUUUUGUCAUAAUAUAUUGUUUUAUUAUUAGGUUCUAAGCUUUGCAGCAUUUUCAUAUAUGCAGUGUUCUUUAUUCUUCAAGGUAGUGAUGAAUCAGAUGUUUGGUUUGCUAAUGAUUUUUUUGUUAUAUUGAGAUUAUUCUUAAGCGCUCAGACUGAAGAAAAACAAUGCCGGACUUAUUUGUAUCCAUUCUUUGUGCCUAUGGAUAUUUUGAAGAAGAUGUAUUGUUAUGCUGUGUUUCCGCCACAGUGAAAUGUAACAAUAACCUUUUCUCCCCGGUGGACCACGUUAAAACAUAAGAAAUUGUGUUUGUGAAUUCUCCGCUCAUAUUUCCUGUCUACAGACUUGUAAUUCUUGUGACUCAGGGCAGCUGUUUUGCAUCAAAGAACUACUGAUUGUCUGAACUACGUUAUUGAAUAUGCCACUGCUCAUGACAGAUUUUCAAUUAUUCACAUUGUAAAGCUCUUCUGGUAUUAAAGAUUAUAAAUUUUUUAUUCAUAUACUA